AGCGCUCCACCACUGUUUCACUCUGUCAGAUCUACUGUUCCUGUAGUAAGAGAGGGAGAAGAGAAAGUGGAAAGAGAGUCGCUUUCAGACUUGUUUUGUUUCUGUUGCGGGCUGUCGUGCGUUGAUAGUCGUGAUAAACAAACAAGCGCAAGGUGGAUUGUCUACAUUGGUUGCGAGUUUUUUUCCGCGCCGGGGAGAGGGCCGAAGGAAAAAGCGGCUGCGCGAGGAUGCUUCUGAAACACAAUUCGCUUUAUUAUUUCUCCUCGAGGAACCCAACAUGAGAUGGCGCAAGGAAGCGACGGCCGCGGGAACGGUGCGGAAGCGGAAGUCGAAUAAGAAUACUUAGACCGCCACCAUGGAGGGAAAGGAUAUUCUAUAAAUUUUGUGGUGUCCGCCCUGUCCCUCCCGCCCCUGCCUGCCUCUACUUGGAAUUGGUCCGGCUCCGGGAAUAAAACAUACUAAGCGAGAGCCGGGUAGUUGCUCCCUUGGUAUCGGUAUGUAUUUCGGGUAGGGACACCAGCAUGCCGAUCCCAUUCGCGAAGCGAAUCCCGACGUACUACCAACUGCGGCGCGAAUGCUUUAGAUACACGUCGAGGAGUUUUUGCUUUUGACGACGGAUAUAGAUUCUCAAAGAGGAGCCGCCACUCGAAGUUUAAGGAGAACGAAGUUGAGUUUACUUACUUAUAUUGCGAAACCGAGUUCUGGUUCCGUUUCGCGUGCGGGGUACGCUGGUGCCCAGUCUGGUUUUGUGCGGUUCGGAGAUAGUAGUUCGCCGCCGGACCAGGACCAUCCGACAAAAUGUCGUUCUAUGGCGUUCUCAAACGUUACAUUGUCAACUGUUGCAUGAAUUUGUGAUGCAAGAAUGGCAAAACUGAAAGGGGGAAGAUUGCGCCUCUUGCGUGACAGAUUUGGCGCAGAUUCUCAUCCUGUUUGUCCCUUCGGGAAUUUGUCAUGCGAAGCAGCUUGGUCGUGUCAAUUCUGAUUGGAAUUUUGCAUGACAAAUCAGGCCUCGGGGGUUGGGUUGGGCUUGGGGCGCCAGGCGUAUGGACGGCUUCGCAGCUACGUCGUGAUCGACAAACUGAGAUCGACGAUAAUAGUUGCGUUGCUGGUCCUGUGCCAGUCGCGGGGCAUGUUCGGGUGUUCCGGGCUGUGCUUUGUGCACCCCUCGGACCCCGCACCCCCCCGGGCUCGGUAGCGCAGUCUGUUAAGCAUGACAAAUCAGGCAACAGCUGAGAAUGUAACAUUUGAGAACGCCAUACGUUCGACAUGGACAUCCAUCGGCUGGAUUUCCUCCAGCUGGGGCCCAUGAACCGAAACACGCUUGUAUCUUUCGCAAGAACAGCACCGCAAGAAGCUGGACAUUGACUCUAGCAUCUAUUGUAGCUGUAGGAAGGCAUUAGUUACGUGCCUACUUGCCCACCUUCUAUCCAGGUUCACUCGGAGUCUUCGACCCAUACCUACGUGCAUGAUAUGCAGCUUUGGAGGAACUCCUGGUCACUGUUGAUGUUGGUUGUACAUGUACUAGGCUACGACCUUUGGCUCCUACGGACGUACUUGCAUUUUUGUUUCUUGCUUCUUGCGGAGGUUGCUCUGUCUUGAUAGCUGUGUGUGCUACCUCUGGCGAAGAAAAAGCAACAGAAAGUGUGCGUAGGCGACGACUCCGGUGUGCUGACGGUGUUUUACCUAAAACGAGGCGAGACACAAAUCGAAUGGAAGUCGCAGAACCUCGGGCGGGAGAUCACCAAAGUGGUCCUGCAGUCCGGCCGCGACAAGAUCUUUGCUGCCUGCGGCCAAAGCAUCCAGGGCUUCACGCGAAAGGGAAAGGAGUUUCUGAAAAUCAAGACCAACCUGACCGAAACCAUCCACCAUCUGUUCGCGGACGACACCACCAUAUGGACGGGCGGCGAGUACAUCAUGAAUUUGUACGACAACUGCCGGGACGCGGGGUUCGUGAUGUGCCCCGACCGAAUAAACGACCUCCUGUGCGCACCAGUUUCGACUGAGUGCAGUCUUUCCUCCAUUCUCGCGUUCCAGGACAAAUUCAUACGAGGUAAGACGUAUACUUAGAGGUUGUAUAUUGUUCGACCGCUUAGUCGUGCGUACUUAAACUUUCUUAAAGUGAGUCUGCCAGGGAGGGCUUCUAGCGUCCUCGACCAAGCUACGUAAACGUGGCAUUCCGACACUCCCAGUUCCAUUUUGUGACACCUGAUCAAUAUCAAUAUCUGACUAUUAUCAGUGUACGCUGGCGAGCGUAUGCUCCACGAAUUCGCGAGCGGGGCUGCCGCAACUGCGCUCGGGUUUUACGACCGUUCGGAGAUUGAAAGCCGACCAGCGGGCAGCCAGAAGCAGGUUCAUUGUAUGUUUGGGACCGACGCAGGAGACGUGGGGGUGGUGGCUGUCGACGAAGGGCAAAUGCGGGAAACUUUUCGACUGAAGAAAGGCCGCAGCGCUUCCGCGGUCACGCACGUGUGUUGCGGCGACAUUGGCCGCAGCGGUGUGUUGGAUUUGUGUGUCGCACGGGAGGACGGCACGCUGGAAAUCUGGAACUUGUCGGGACAAGACGCAAACCAGCUAGAUCCCUCGGCCUGCCGGCUUAUGUUUGAAACGCAACUCGGAGAGUGUGUCCGAUCUUUGGACGUGGGCACCGUCGCACUUGGAGAGUAAGAGUUUUGCUACUUUUCGUGCUUUACUUUACUGAACUUGGCUUUGUUUUCGGCCUUCUUGACCUUGAGCAUUUGCGGCAGUGUCAGUGUGGGUAUGAUUUUGUCCGAAUGCGAACUAUAGGUACAAAGAUCUCGUUGUAUCGACUUACUCCGGGAAGGUGCUUGGAUUUACUGCCGACCCUGCGGCGCAGGACGCUACAGGAGCUCAAAUGGUAGACCUCUGCCCCGAAGGAGGGGCCAAUCCUGCAGGUGAGACUUUUCUGGCUCUGCGCUUUACCAACUACCGUGUGGCUUACCUUUCGAUUCUUGUGCACGCCGAAGAAUGUCAGUGAAGAAGCGGUCGGAGCACUAGCUCAAUGAAAAAAGGCAUCUUGCACAGUGAAUAUGAGUCUCCGUCCCUGUUUUUGAAAAUUGAUUUAUUUUUUUUCCUCGAUGGUCUCAAAAUAUUUAUCUACCAGCUGCAACUGCUAAGCGGGAAGCACUGAAUACUGGCGGGUCACCGACACUCGACGCGAGCGUGGCGAGCACGAAGGACAAGCGGUUUAAGCAACUGAAGCAGGAAGUCCAGAAGCUGAAGACGGACGUAGACGCGCAGAGGAGAAAGUACGAGCAGGAGGUCUCCCGCGAGGGCAUUGCGGUGACCGGGAGCCACGCCAAGGUGUCGCACAGCUUCAAACUGAAGCCGGAGGACGCGUGUUACCAGCUGGUGAUCGAGUGUCAGUCGAACCUAGCUUCCGUCAGCGUGCGCAGCGACGCGGCGGUGGAUCUCCUGGACGUGCCUAGCCAGACGGUGGACGUAAUUCAGUCCAAGGCCAAGCAGUCGCAACAGGACCCCUUGCUCCUCACCUACCGGUUUCAGGAACAAACCAAGCGGUUUGCCAUCAACAUGCGCACAACGGAAGGACCGACCGGAAACAUCUCCUGUUUCGUGCUCCCGCAGGCGCAGCCGAAAAUCGCGCACUUGAUAAAUCUAAACGUCAAACCGCUGUCUCUUCACGAAAAGGUAUAAAUAUGGAAUAAAGUGCAAGUGGCCCGCCUCUAGUACUUCUAAUAGCGCCGCCUGAGUUGUCUGACCAGGAUAGUGGUAGUGCAUCAUACACAUUUACAUAUUAUAUUUCGGAAUGAUAUUUUUGAAAGCUCGACGAUCGAAACAAUCGCCAAAUUACUUAUAUUCAGGAAGUGAAAAAUUACUUUCUAUCUACUUGUCCAACCUCCUCGUCCAGGUUGCUGACAUCGAGGAGAAGUGUGCGAUGAACGAGCUGAGACUCUCGGGAAACUUUACGUUGAUGGAUAUGCAUCAUUGGAUGAGCCUCUGCCUGCCGGACGUGCCCGCUCGCCCCGCCAACCACGACUCGUGUUUGUACAACUACAAGAGUACGUUCUUGGGCACGUUGCUGCAGUGUCAAUACAGCAAGGGACAAGCGAAGUUCCGGUCCGAUUCCAUCACAACGAUAUCCGUUGUUCGCGACACCAUGAGCCGGGAGGCCACUGCGCGGAAAAUACAGCUCAGCAUUCAAGUGGACGUACUACCUGCAUUUCGGAUUUUUUUCUACAUUGUCUCUACAUUGGUGAACCGUGUUGCGUUCUUGCAUUUGAAGAAGACAUGAUGAACAAGAGGAUCCGAUCCAAAUGUGGUCUCGUGCAAAUGACGAGAGAAAAAUGCGAUCUGCAAGCACCACAUAAUUUAGACUUACAACCUUGUUAUGCUUAUGUUCAUCUAUAAUCACUCAUUCACGUACUUGUAGGCCAACCUCGAAUGAUGAAAAGUGCGAACGGGCGUUCUGAUGGUUUAAUGUCAGAUGCUGAUCGUUCAACUGUGUACAACUAAUCUUCUCGCUGAUUCACGCCGAAAUUUUGCUUAUGUACAUGUGCGCAAAUAAGAACUUCAUCUUCAUCGAAAGAAAGAAAUAGAAAAUUAAAAGAAAUCAAAGGUCUUGCAACUUCGAUCGGAAACAUUUUCAGGUAAAGGAGGAGUCCUUCCCCUAUGUGCUGUCAUUGAUCCAUCCGAAAUUGGCCUUUCAGCAGGCUCUGACGCGGCAGGUACAAUUUGUGGAGCCUUUGAAAGAGAUCCAGUUGCAGGAAACGGCCGGAGAGAAGCUGGAUUUUCUGGACCCGGAGCUGCAAGAAAUUCUCGCACACUCCGACCGAAUACAAAAACAAUUCGAGCUGCAACCUCAGAGAUUGAGUACAACUACUUUUUAUCAUGAUCCUCCUAGAGACAUCUCCAUGAUUUUUCGAUUGUGGUCAACAUAUCUUUUGACGUUGUCUCCGGUCCCUUUCUUUGGACAAAAGGAAAAGCUACGUACAAAUUUCUUGCACAAAAAAAAAAAACUGUGCAAUACAGGCUUUUUGCACGGUCUGAUCGUGUCACUGUAUACGCAUAUUUGGCGUAUGCGCGGGCACCAAGGGGUUCCCUCGCACAAAUUACGCGAGUUGCAGCACCUUCUCAUCAACUACCAGCUGGAAACGCUGCAACAAUUUUUCGAGGAGCCGGUGCAAUAGCGCUCCCAGGACGGUGCAGCCUGGAGCAUUUUUUUUUCUACGGUGCAAUGACCGGAACCGGACGGGACGUGCUUCGCUUCACCACCUUCUGGGGAAUUUUUUGUAUGGUUUUUUAAUUGAAGUGAGAAAGGAGAAGUGCGUCCUCCCUGCUCUCCUGGUUGUGUAUAUUUUCUUCCAGGUCGUGGUUGCACUACUGUGCAAUAAGGUACCGAGUCACGUAGCUAAAGGUAGAGCUAUCAAGUUCCAUUAAUAAGUCAAGGUCACAAAUAAUACACCACAGAUGAGGUGGAGGUCGAGGUGGAGGUCUUAUUCUUAAUUGUCACAAGUAUGCUGAAGCACAAACAGGCGCAAUUUUGCAAAAAUAGCAGAUGUCACGGGUACAUUAACUCCGCGUAGUACACAACUGAUUGAACAAGUUGCGGAAAAAGAAGCGCGGGCGUGUUUGUACAAUCAAUACCAACAAAUACGAG
Molecule: messenger RNA, 5635 nt
Organism: Amoebophrya sp. A120
Lineage: Eukaryota; Dinophyceae; Syndiniales; Amoebophryaceae
Source: the annotation of a GenBank genome assembly